Bombyx mandarina (wild silkworm) is the source of this 2004-nucleotide messenger RNA. It is a transcript of the gene Smg6, whose product is annotated as Smg6 nonsense mediated mRNA decay factor. Gene Ontology annotation, molecular function: telomeric repeat DNA binding; protein binding; telomerase RNA binding. Gene Ontology annotation, biological process: nuclear-transcribed mRNA catabolic process, nonsense-mediated decay. The record is from RefSeq and is a predicted model, not a curated record. Gene Ontology annotation, cellular component: telomerase holoenzyme complex. Lineage: Eukaryota; Metazoa; Arthropoda; Insecta; Lepidoptera; Bombycidae.
CAGGCCGAAGAUUCCGAAGACGAAGAGAGUUCGAGGAGCGGUCCGAGCAGCGUGAGCGAGGCUCCGGAUGCAGACGAGGCCACCAGACGUCUGCUCCGUCGCAAGGAACAGCUGGAGAACAGGAAGGCCACACUUGAACGACAACGGCAACGUGUACAGGAGAUUCUACGUAGUGAUUCGACCAGUAUGGAAGUGGAAGUGCGGCCCCGUUGGUUAGUCCCGGAUACAAAUUGUUUCAUCGAUCAUCUACCACUGUUGCAAGCCGUGGUCGCUGCGCCGUCUCAGCCGUACACUCUAGCCGUGCCUCUGGUCGUAAUGAGCGAGCUGGAGGGGUUGAAGAAGUGCGGUCGCGUGGGCGGCAUGGCGGGCGCGGCGCUGGCGUGGGUGUGCGCGGGCGGCGGCGCGGCGGGCGUGCGCCUGGCCACGUCGCGCGGCUCGCUGCUCUCGUCCCGCGCCUUCACCGCCGAGCGCGACGCCGACCGCGCGACCAACGACGACCGCGUUCUCUCCACCGCCCUCAACUUGCACGCUAACCUCGUGGCCGCCCAACCACACCCAGACACCGAAACGAAGUCAGAGGAAGGAAACGGUGAUUCAAAGACGAACCGUAGCGUGCGAGAGGUGGUGCUGCUGACGGAUGACCGCAACUUGCGCGUGAAGGCCCUGGCCGCUGAAUUACCCACACGCGACUUGCCUUCGUUCGUACAAUGGGCUGGGUUGAGUGCUGGAAACGAUAAGAAGUCAUUAAGUACGACCGACGAGGCGACAUCGGAGCGCAAAUGAUGUUUAUUAAGAUAAGCUCACGUGAUAUAUAAAAGCUCGUGUUCUCUUUUAUUUCUAGUUGAUACGGAAUAACUAAAUGUGACUUAAAGUUGCGGAGCAUUAGUGCUUAAUUUAAAUAAAUAUUGAUGAAUUAUAUAAAUAUUUUCGGUCAGUGCUUGUUUUUUGCUCGCACUGUACCUUAUCUGUCGCACCUCAACAUAGUAUAGGAAUUGAAUAGUCUAAGCAAAAUCAAAAUACACGAAUACGGUUUGUUGUUUUUUAAUAUUCAUGAAAUCCACUUAAAGCUUUUGGGAUUCGAACCUCGUGCUUCUCCUUUUGUAUUUUAAUAAACUAAUUUAAGUUUUACGUAUUUCGGUUUUUAAGCAAUAAAAAAAUAGUUUUGUUGUGCUAUUACUGUGGUUUUUGUUAAAUAUAAAAAUUUACCGCCGACCGAAUACAUCUGUGUUUAUAUGUUAUUGACUUAAAUUUGUGAAAGAUAAAAUUACAUGGUUAAAAUUAAUUAGUGUUUAUAUGUAUGUUAAAAUGAAACGACUUGACAGUAUGUACGUUAGAGAUGUUCUUUCACGUUAUUGUGUUCGCAUCGAUAUAUUACGUGCCAUUCAUAAUUCCAUCGUUCUUUAUAUCGUUGUAAGCAUAGUUUUUGCAUCUUAAUAUUAUUAUUGAUAUAGUGCAUGUUCUGAAGUGUGCUUCAGGGUAUAUUUUUUUAAUUAGUUUUAUUUCUUUUUUUUUUUUACUUUUGUUUAAGCUUAAUUAUUUUUUCACGAUAGUAAGUAAAAAAUAUAUUUACACACUGAAUUGUUGCUUCGAAGUUUUGAUUGAGACAAAGCUAUGAAUACGUAACGAACUUCAUUGCAGAUUUAGUAAUACCAUUUCUCUUUUAAUCAAUUGUAUUGGAUUAAAAUUUUGCUAUAACAAAUUUACAGUUCUACGAUUUGAUAAAAAAAAAUUCUUUAUUUCAAUAUAUACUAUAUAGUAGAGUUAAAUGUUACUAAAAAUGUAAAAAUAAAAAAACUAAUCAAAAAAUCUCGUACAUAAUUCAAUUGUAACCAAUGGAUUGUUCUGGUUUGUAGAUAAAAGUAUUUUAUAGAUUAUUAAUAUUAUAUAAUUAGAAAAUCGUUAACAAUUUUAUUGUACAAAAAUAUCUACUUUUUCCGAUCAAUUUUCACGUCAUUAUGUUUUUUUUUAAAUCUAAAUCGAGAUGUUUUGAAAAUAAACCAUGAA